CGUCGGCCUAAUGCGCCUCCUUUUUGAAAAGUCGGACAAACGGACCUUCGGACCAAUGGGUUCCGUUUUCGGAACAUUGAACCGUCGGCAUAGCGGCAUGUCGAUCUAAUGGGAAAUAUUUCGGACCAUUGAGACGUCGGAACAAUUACGCGUCGGAAUUACGGCAUGGCACCGGGCCCACAUACUACCAGCCCCUCAAGCACAUGGUGGACGACAAGAUCCACUCCCGGGCCCGAGGGCCGGUCCAGAUCCUCAACAGACAGCCCAUGGAGGGCAGAUCGCGUGAUGGCGGUCUGCGUUUCGGUGAGAUGGAGCGUGAUUGUCAGAUCGCCCACAGCGCCGCCCAGUUCCUGAGGGAGCGUCUGUUCGAGGCGUCCGACCCCUACCAGGUGCACGUGUGCAACCUGUGCGGCCUCAUGGCCAUCGCCAACACAUGCAACCACACCUACGAGUGUCGCGGCUGCCGCAACAAAAACCCAGCUCCACAUACAAGCGGGACGUGACAACGGCGAAUAGAGAGGCGACCAGAUCUACAACCCUGUGAGUCAGCCUACGCUCCCACACAUUUCAAUUGAUCCUUGACCCUGCAGUGUCGCAGAGAGAUAAAUCAACAGGUUCUCCAUCAUUAACAUCUGCUUCACAUUGUUUUAAUCAAAGUUGUUCUACUCCUCAGGCUCCUCAGCCAGAGCUACUGAGUCAAACUAUCUCGUUCUACGAGAGAAGGCUAUACUGACGCAACAUAACGGCCAGUGCUCGGUAAUAAUUAAUAGUGUGCUGGUUCAGUGGUCCUCCACAAACACCCACACGCACACCCGCACACCCAUCAACAGGGUGCGUGUGUGUGUUUCUAUGGGGGGCCUCUUGGUUUUAACAAAGAGCCCUUCUCCUUUACAAGAGUAUACGGCCUGCUGCUGGAAUUCAGCUACGGCUGGGUCCAGGAUAGGGCUACUGUUUCCAGGGCCAGGGAUGGCCUACUUUAUCACGGGUAGGUCUACUUCACCACCAGCCUUCAUGAGGAAGGGGGGCGUGUGUGUUUACUCUGACCACAUGCCAAGCAUUCAGACUAAAUUGUUAGCGUAGUAAAACCAAUAAAAAAGUUGAUGAAAAUCAAUAAUAUAAUUUACUGACCGGCGUGGAAAUCUUUUUUUGCUAAAUUGAAUUUAGGCAUGGUGGUUAAUAUUCUAUAUAAGCUUUUGGUUCAUGUUGACUUCUACGCCGAAUGCUUUUUGAACCCUCACCUGUUGC
Molecule: messenger RNA, 1245 nt
Organism: Gadus morhua (Atlantic cod)
Lineage: Eukaryota; Metazoa; Chordata; Actinopteri; Gadiformes; Gadidae
Product: DNA-directed RNA polymerase II subunit RPB2-like
Exons: 3
Coding region: 204-503 (99 amino acids)
Biological process (GO): DNA-templated transcription
Molecular function (GO): DNA binding; DNA-directed RNA polymerase activity; ribonucleoside binding
Source: RefSeq, a predicted model, not a curated record